AUGGCAAAAGUUGAAGUAGUAUCAUCGAGCCUUGUCCCUAUGGCGUCCGUCGACGCAACUCCAAUGUCACGGCUCGAUUUAACUCCAUGGGACUUGCAAAUGCUCUUACUCGAACCAAUCCAAUACGGGGUUCUAUUUCACAAGCCCAAAUUCCCUAUCAAUUUCAUUAUCGAUUACCUCAAAGCCUCACUCUCCCGCGUGCUCGACUACUUUCCCCCGCUCGCCGGCCGCCUCGCCACCGAAAACACCAACAACAGCAAACAAACGGCUGUUUAUUUCGUCGACUGCAACAACAAAGGCGUCGGCUUCAUCCAUGCGGCCGCCACCGACAUUUCGGUUACCCACAUCAUGGAAGCCACCUACACGCCAGAAAUCGUCUUCUCCUUCUUCCCGCUAAAUGGGACCCGCAACUUUCAAGGGACCUCCGAGCCACUAUUCGCCAUCCAGGUCACGGAGCUCGAGGACGGCCUCUUCUUGGGUUGUGCAGCUAACCACGCCAUUAUGGAUGGCUCAUCCCUGUGGCAUCUGAUCCGCUCGUGGUCCGAGAUUGUCCGUGGUCGUGAAAAAAUAUCGGAAAUGCCCUCAUUCGCGCGCAAUUUCCCGGGAUGGGAAAACCGACCCAUACCCGUCCGUGUGCCCGACUUCAAUACGAAAAUCGUGCGGCCCUUAUUGCUCGAGAGGGUUUUCCACAUAAGCAAGGAGAGCGUGGGGAGGCUAAAGGCGAGUGUAAAUUCGGAAGCCGGAGAGUUUACGUCGUUCCAGGUGAUCGUGGCUCUUCUGUGGCGGUGCGUGGCGCGUAGCCGGAAAAAGACAGGUGGCGACUGGAAGGAAGUUUUCGUCACGUCGGUCGGUGCAAGAGGGAAAAUCCCAUUACCGGAAGGGUAUUUUGGGAACGCUAUUGAUGUUUCAAGGCUUUGCAUGAGUGAGAGGGAGGUGUUGGGAGAUGGGUUGGGCCGACCUGCGCUCGGGCUCAAGGCCUUUUUUGCCGGGAAAGGGAAGGAGGAGGUUGUGUUGGGUUUUCUAGAGGAGUGGGUUAAGGAGCCUCGGUUGCACGUGCACGUCGAGGGGAGUUUCACACUGGGGGUGACGAGUUUUCCCAAGUUCGACGCGUACGGAGGCAUGGGGAAUGUGGGGCUAGGGAAGCCGGUGGCUGUAAGGAGUGGAAAGGCUCAGAAAUGGGAUGGGAGAGUGAUGCUUUUCACGGCGGCUGAAGGGGAUGGGGUUGAUGUUGAGGUCUGUCUGGCGCCAAAAGUUAUGGCGGCGUUGGAAGAAGAUGCUGAGUUCAUGGAGACCAUUUAA
Molecule: messenger RNA, 1299 nt
Organism: Striga hermonthica
Lineage: Eukaryota; Viridiplantae; Streptophyta; Magnoliopsida; Lamiales; Orobanchaceae
Source: the annotation of a GenBank genome assembly